Microtus oregoni (creeping vole) is the source of this 3790-nucleotide messenger RNA. Its product is annotated as tubulin-specific chaperone D. Gene Ontology annotation, cellular component: lateral plasma membrane. Gene Ontology annotation, molecular function: beta-tubulin binding; GTPase activator activity. The record is from RefSeq and is a predicted model, not a curated record. Bases 47 to 3670 code for a protein of 1207 amino acids. Gene Ontology annotation, biological process: adherens junction assembly; bicellular tight junction assembly; post-chaperonin tubulin folding pathway. The transcript is spliced from 39 exons. Lineage: Eukaryota; Metazoa; Chordata; Mammalia; Rodentia; Cricetidae.
GCUGGCGUCUCUCGUGGGGCGCCUCCUUUCUCUCCCGGUUGCCGGUAUGGUUCUGACGGAAGCCGCUGGCGGAAUGGUCCUGAGCGAUGAGCCGGCUGCGACCACUGCCGCCGAGGAGGAGGAGGUGGAGGAUGACGCGCUCUCCAGCGGCGCCGCCCUGGAAGCGUUCGGCGAGAGCGCGGAGACCCGCGCGCUGCUCGGCAGCCUGCCUGCGGUGCACGGCGAGCGCGCGGCCCGGGAGGUGGCGGAGGAGCGAUUCCGCGUGAUUAUGGGCAAAUACCAGGAGCAGCCUCACCUCCUGGACCCACACCUCGAGUGGAUGAUGAACUCCUUGUUGGAGCUGGUACAGGACGAGACAUCUCUGCCUGGCCUCGUGCAUCUGGCUUUUAAAUUUCUUUAUAUCAUCACCAAGGUUCGCGGGCAUAAAGUAUUUCUACGUCUGUUUCCUCAUGAAGUAGCUGAUGUUCAGCCUGUGUUAGACAUGUGUGCAGGUCAGAAUCCUAAGGACCAUGAGACAUGGGAAACACGCUACAUGCUUUUACUAUGGCUCUCUGUGACCUGCUUGAUCCCUUUUGAUUUUUCACGCCUUGAUGGGAACCUCUCCGCUCAACCUGGAGAAACACGAACACCCAUAAUGGACCGUAUUCUGCAAGUAGCAGAGUCCUAUUUGGUCGUCAGUGACAAGGCUCGAGAUGCAGCUGCUGUCCUUGUUUCUAAGUUUAUCGUACGUCCUGAUGUCAAGCAGAGAAAGAUGGCCAGUUUUCUGGACUGGAGCCUGUGUACCUUGGCCCACUCCUCCUUCCAGACCAUCGAGGGUGUCAUUGUCAUGGACGGGAUGCUGCAGGCCCUGGCUCAAAUAUUUAAGCAUGGAAAACGUGAAGAUUGUCUACCCUAUGCCAACACUGUGCUCCAGUGCCUUGAUGGAUGCAGACUCCCCGAGAGCAACCAUACCUUGCUGCGGAAGCUUGGCGUGAAGCUCGUCCAGAGGCUGGGGCUGACUUUCCUGAAGCCCAGGGUGGCCACAUGGAGGUAUCAGCGUGGCUCUCGGUCUUUGGCUGCCAACCUGCAGCUCAGUGUCCCGGGUAAAAGUGAGCAGAAGCCACUGUCCGAUAGCUUAACUUCUGAUGGCGAUGAAGACUAUGAUGUCCCAGAGGGGGUGGAGAGCGUGAUAGAGCAGCUGCUCACUGGGCUGAAGGACGAGGACACUGUGGUGCGGUGGUCUGCAGCCAAAGGGAUUGGUAGAAUGGCUGGAAGGCUUCCCAGAGAGCUGGCAGACGAUGUGGUGGGGUCUGUGUUGGACUGCUUCAGUUUUCAGGAGACCGAUAAGGCAUGGCAUGGUGGAUGUCUGGCAUUGGCGGAACUGGGGAGACGAGGCCUGUUGCUGCCAUCGAGACUCUCAGAGGUUGUCACAGUGAUCCUGAAGGCACUGACCUACGAAGAGAAGCGGGGCGCCUGCAGCGUGGGUGCCAACGUCAGGGAUGCCGCCUGCUACGUGUGCUGGGCUUUCGCACGCGCCUAUGAGCCUCAGGAGUUGACUCCUUUCGUGACUGCCAUUUCCAGUGCGCUGGUCAUUGCCGCCAUCUUUGACCGAAACGUGAACUGCAGAAGAGCUGCCUCUGCUGCCUUCCAGGAGAACGUGGGGAGACAGGGUACUUUCCCUCAUGGAAUUGAUAUUUUGACGACAGCAGACUAUUUUGCAGUUGGAAACAUAUCUAACUGUUUCCUUGUGAUAAGUGUGUUUAUUGCUGGCUUCCAAGAAUACACCAAGCCGAUGAUUGACCACUUGGUUUCCAUGAAAAUCAACCAUUGGGAUGGGGCCAUCCGAGAACUGUCUGCAAAAGCGCUGCACAACCUGACCCCACAAGUACCCGAGUACAUGGCCUCGCAUGUCUUCCCGGCACUAUUGUUGAUGACACUGAGCUCAGAUCUGCACACCAGACAUGGUGCCAUCCUCUCCUGCGCAGAGAUCGCCUAUGCCCUGUACAAGCUGGUUUCACAGAGCAACAGGCCCGUCACAGACUAUCUGGAUGAGAAGGCAGUGCAGAGCCUGAAGCAGAUCCACCAGCAGCUUUAUGAUCGGCAUCUCUAUAGGGGUCUGGGAGGAGAGCUUAUGAGACAAGCAGUGUGCAUUUUAAUAAAGAAUUUGUCACUUUCCAGAAUGCCCUUUAAAGGCGACACCGUUAUCGAUGGUUGGCAGUGGCUGAUAGAUGACACUCUUAGAAGUCUUCACCUUGUUUCCAGCCAUUCCCGACAGCAGAUCAAGGAGGCAGCUGUCUCGGCCCUGGCCGCCCUCUGCAACGAAUACUACAUGAAGGAGGCUGGGGAGGCAGUUGUUACCAUUGAGAGGGAACUGAUUCCACAGUACCUUGCUGAGCUCCAGAGCCCAGAGGAGAUGACCCGCUGUGGCUUCUCCUCAGCCUUGGGUGCCCUUCCAGGUUUCCUUCUCAGGGGUCAUCUGCAGCAGGUUCUCACAGGUCUAAGAACAGUCACCCGUACUUCUCCCAAGGAUGUGAGCUUUGCUGAGGCCAGGAGAGACGGUUUGAAGGCAAUCUCAAGAGUUUGCCAGACGGUUGGCGUGAAAGCAGAGGGCCCUCCAGAUGAAGUCGUGUGCAGAGAGAACAUUUCCGAGGUUUACACUGCGUUGCUGGACUGCAUGAACGAUUAUACCACAGACAGCAGAGGGGAUGUGGGAGCCUGGGUCCGGGAAGCUGCCAUGACGAGCCUCAUGGACUUGAUACUUCUGCUGGUACGGACAGAGCCGCAGCUGAUUGAGGCCCACAUCUGUGAGCGCGUCAUGUGUUGCGUUGCCCAGCAGGCAAGCGAGAAGAUUGAUCGGUUCCGUGCCCAUGCCGCCCAGGUGUUCCUGACUCUAUUGCACUUCGACAGCCCUCCCAUUCCCCAUGUUCCCCACCGCAGAGAACUGGAAAGCCUGUUCCCCAGGUCUGACGUGGCCUCUGUGAACUGGAAUGCACCUUCCCAGGCCUUCCCUCUCAUCACCCAGCUCUUGGAACUGCCCACCUACAGAUACCAUGUCCUGCUGGGGCUGGCCGUGUCUGUUGGUGGUUUGACGGCUUCUACGGUCAGGUAUUCUACACAGAGCCUCUUUGAGUACAUGAAGAGGAUUCAGAAGGAUGCUCAACUCCUGGAGAGCUUCAGUGGGACCCUCCUGAAGGUCUUUGAGGACAACCUCUUGAAUGACAGGGUGUCUGUAUCACUGCUGAAAAUGCUGGACCAGCUGCUGUCCAAUGGGUGCUUCGACAUCUUUACUGCUGAGGAGAACCACCCCUUCUGUGUGAAGUUGCUCACACUUUGUAAGGAAGAAAUCAGGAAGUCAAAAGAUGUCCAGAAGCUUCGGGCGAGCAUUGCAGUGCUCUGUGGGAUGGUGCAGUUCAAUGGUGAUGUGCGACAGAAGGUCCUUCUGCAGCUGUUCAUCCUCCUUGGCCACCCCUUCCCUGUGAUCCGGAAGGCCACAGCAAGCCAGCUGUACGAGAUGGUGCUCACCUAUAGUGACUUGGUGGAUGCAGGCGUGCUUGAUGACGUCAUGUCUGUGCUCAGUGACACAGCCUGGGACGCAGAGCUUCCAGUUGUAAGAGGGCAGCGGAAUCACCUGUGUGACCUCCUUGGUGUGCCCAGACCCCAGCUGGCUACAAAGCCUGCUCCUGGAAGCUGAACCGUUGCCUGCCUAGCUGGGAUGCCCUGCCCCGAGGCUCUACAACAAGCUUUACCAUCAUGGAAACUUGGUGCCACACACCUGAGAAAGGUGGCACAUGCUGCUAGCUGGACUGGGAGG